GCCGCUCGUGUUAAUACUUAGACAGCAGUAUUUCAAAAAUCAAAUUUUCAUAACAGCACUUACUAAGAUGAACACAGAGUUAUUAAAAUGUUUUGCCCCUAUUCACAACGUGUUACUGUUUUUGGGAUCUUCAAGAUUAAAAAUUAAAAACAAUAUGAUUGCACCAUCGACUCGCUACCAGAAACUUUACGCAUUGUGCUGCAUCUUCGUAGUAACAUUAUCUUUUUCUUACAUACAGUUGUAUUACUACUUGACUUAUUACCACGAAGAUACGACAAUCUACGUCUGCUACGCUAUCGGGAUUGUGGUGCAAAACGUUUCAUACCUAUCCCAUACGAUUUUUGCAAGAUUUCUUGACGUAGAAUCGUCAGUGAAGUUGUGUCAAAAUCUACAAAAAGUCGACAAUAUCUUAAGGUUGAAACAAUUUAAAAGAUAUAAUGAACAACAAUAUUAUUGGAACGUAGUCGUCCUAGUGUUCAUUAUAACGUCGUUUGAAUGUGGAUUUCUGGUUCAUAUUUGGUACACCGUUGAGUAUCCUAUUUUGGCGUUCUUUGCAGGAAUAGGUCUGCUAAAUGUGUAUAUGGAAUUAGUUCUAGCUGCAAGUUUGAUUGUUUACCUUGCUAUACGACUAAAAUUCCUGAACAAAAUUGCACAUCAUAAUUUAAAAAUCAAGGGUUAUUACAACAACACCCGUGCAGCUAUCGCAGUCGAUGAACAUUUACUUAUUAAUUCAGAUGUUAAGGAUGCAAAUAUAGAUUUGGGAAAUUUUCUGAUAUGCAUGAAGGAGAUAUUGAAGAUGUACCAACAUAUUACGCAGGUUUUCAGUUUUCCGGUCCUCAACAUUGCAACUACUGUAUUUAUUUGGACACUAUUGGUAAUGCUCACCGUGGUAGUUGGAUUCUGUACCAAGCCUCUAUCGUUGGUUAUGAUAAUAACGGUUAGUCUAUUGUGCGUAUUUUACUUGGCACUAUUGACGAUGGUGGCGUUAGUCAGCGACUAUUUCAUCAAACAAGUAAGGAAAACGAAGCUUUACUGUAUUCACGCGAUGUCUCGCCGAUUUGAAGGUCCUAUUUGGAAGGGAGCCAAUGAAAUACUCAAGACGAUAGACUUCUAUCAACCAUCUUUCUCAGUCUUUGGUAUUUUCAUACUGAAUAAAACACUGCCGCUAACUAUAAUAGGCUUAAUUACUACAAAUCUUGCGAUCUUGAUACAAUUCACUAUGCAAGUGUAAUGGCAAAAAUAAACGCUAGUUAUAAAGUAACAAUAUUUAAUGACUUACUACAGUCGUUAAAAUGUACUUGUAAAUAAUUACAUCAACAACCAAGCACUAGAUACAUAAUUCUCACAUAGAAUGUAUAACAAGUUGUAAAAAAUAUAUUAUUUAUAAAUAAAUAUAUAAUAUAAUGUUCGCAGAACAUUUCUGUCGGAUUAAUAUUUUAGGGUAAGAAUAUCCAGUAGAUAUGUAUAUCACGAAAGUAUUUUUGAUCACAUUAUGAGGUCUUAUCUGGCGAAUUAGUUCAUAUUCUUGUUCAACAAAUACAAUAAAAAUAUAUGGAAAAAGAUCGGCAGUUAACCUCGAUAAAAAUGCAAGCCUUGAGAAAACAUAAGGCACUAAAAUUCAGUCUACUUUUCUGAACUACUUUUAAAUC
Messenger RNA from Helicoverpa zea (corn earworm), 1649 nucleotides. RefSeq lists its product as uncharacterized. Lineage: Eukaryota; Metazoa; Arthropoda; Insecta; Lepidoptera; Noctuidae. Gene Ontology annotation, biological process: sensory perception of taste. The transcript has 4 exons. The record is from RefSeq and is a predicted model, not a curated record. Gene Ontology annotation, cellular component: neuronal cell body; dendrite; axon. The coding region runs from base 68 to 1231 and encodes 387 amino acids.